Messenger RNA from Penicillium canescens, 1035 nucleotides. RefSeq lists its product as uncharacterized. NCBI's taxonomy places the organism in Eukaryota, Fungi, Ascomycota, Eurotiomycetes, Eurotiales, Aspergillaceae. The record is from RefSeq and is a predicted model, not a curated record. The transcript has a single exon. Bases 1 to 1035 code for a protein of 344 amino acids.
AUGCAUGGCCAUUUCUCAUCUGAAUUUUACAGUACACCAUCAAUUCCAGGAAAUGCCGUUCGUCGCAGAUGGCAUCUCAAUAUGCUGGAACCUCUGGAAUAUGGCAAGGAUAUACCAGAGGAGGUUGUUUGGGACAUAGUGUCACGAUGGCAUGGAAUGCGUCUUCUCUUUGCUAUCUACCUGGAUAAAGCCAUAAAUGAAGCCUAUGUGAAUUCGACUUUCUCAUAUACGUCCGGUGUGAAUAGACCGGAUACAACGGAGGCGUCGGCUAGUGAAGGGGAUAUGCCGAAGCCGUCUCAAAUUCCUGGUUCAUGCGCGAAUGGAACGAUUCCAGAAGACAGAAAAGGCGGCUAUGAACGAUUCUACAAGGCUUUGACAGCGCAAUGGGUGGCCAUUGAAAAGCUCUGGAGGGUCAGAAGUCAGGUCUGGCCGAAUGCCCAAAAAUUUGACGACGCAUUCGACUCUACCUUGAGACAGUGGACAAAUAACCCGGCCAGGCCUAUUAGAGAGAAACUAGAUAUCGUUGAGAUAGUCGACUUCAUAUGGGGGUUUGCUGGACGAAAGGCUUUUCAUGUCUCUGAUGUCCCUUCUUGGCUGGAAGGUGAAGACGAUCUGGUCAGAGACCAAUAUAUCGACCAGAACGAAAGCGAAGUUGGGGAUUGGGGCUUCUUUGUACGAAGCGUUAUUCAAUUCCUGAGGCCUCCGCAAAUUAUCCAAUUGGUUCUUUCCUCUUGGUACCCAUCGAGUUGGAACUACGAUCGACCAGGAUUUCUUCGACAUCUGGGGCUUUUUGACACCUGGGACGGUGUACUCGUGGAUGAUCAAGACUCUCCAAUGUCCGACAACUGGGUUCCCUUGGACAUAGUGGACGAUGACGUGGGGAAUUCCUUUGCGCACAUGGAUAAUUCUAAGGAGGUUGAGAGGAGAUGGGAGAAGUAUAGGGAAGUGCUGUGGCCGAAGGAGAUAAAGGGAAAAUUGUUUUUGCAAACUACAGCCGAGCGAGAGAUUUUGUGUAAAAUUUCGGAAAGCUCUUGA